Nycticebus coucang (slow loris) is the source of this 1871-nucleotide messenger RNA. RefSeq names its product brain abundant membrane attached signal protein 1 (gene BASP1). Gene Ontology annotation, molecular function: transcription cis-regulatory region binding; transcription corepressor activity. Gene Ontology annotation, cellular component: cytoplasm; nucleus. The record is from RefSeq and is a predicted model, not a curated record. The transcript has 2 exons. The coding region runs from base 261 to 953 and encodes 230 amino acids. Lineage: Eukaryota; Metazoa; Chordata; Mammalia; Primates; Lorisidae. Gene Ontology annotation, biological process: negative regulation of DNA-templated transcription.
CUGGGCAGGAAGGGGAGGGGGAGCGAGCGCGAGAAAUGCAGAGGCUGCAGCAGCGGCGGCGGCGGCGGCAGUAGCGGCAGCGGCGACGGCGGCGGCGGCAGCGCUCCAACUGGCUCCUCGCUCCCGACUCCGCCGUCUAGCCGGGAGAGAGCCUCCGCCAGCGGCCAGGCACCGGGCCGGACGACGCCAGCGACCCGGGCCCCUCGGCGGCACCGCGCUCACCCAAGGGGCGGCACAGGCACCCAGAGCCGAACUCCAAGAUGGGAGGCAAGCUGAGCAAGAAGAAGAAGGGCUACAAUGUGAACGACGAGAAGGCCAAGGACAAAGACAAGAAGGCUGAAGGCGCGGGGACCGAAGAGGAGGGGACCCCCAAGGAGGGAGAGCCCCAGGCGGCCGCCGAGCCCGCCGAGGCCAAGGAGGGCAAGGAGAAGGCGGAGCAGGGCGCCCAGGACGGCGAGCGCAAGGCCGAAGAGCAGGAGGGCGCCAAGGACGCGGCCGCCGCCCCGGAGGAGGCCCCGAAGGCGGAGCCCGAGAAGGCGGAGGGCGCGGCCGAGGCCAAGGCCGAGCCGAAGGCGGCCGAGUCGGAGCCCGCGGCCUCCGGCCCCGCUGCCGGCGGCGAGGCCCCCAGAGCCGCCGCCGAGGCCGCCGCGGGCCCGGCCGAGAGCGCGGCGCCCGCCGCCGGGGACGGCGCGGGCAAGGAGGAAGGGGACCCCAAAAAGACUGAGGCUCCCGCAGCCCCUGGCGCCCAGGAGACGAAAAGUGACGGGGCCCCGGCUUCAGACUCAAAAUGUAGCAGCACGGAGGCCGCCGCCUCCACCAAGGAGACCCCCGCAGCCACGGAAGCACCUAGUUCUACAACCAAGGCCCAGGCCCCUGCAGCCCCCGCAGAAGAGCCGAAGGCUGGCGAGGCCCCGGCAGCUAAUUCUGAUCAAUCCGUAGCAGUGAAAGAGUGACAAGGACAGCCUAUGGGAAAAAUAAUACCACUUAAAACAAAACAAAAAAAGAUUUCUCUCUCUCUCUUUCUCUUCUCUCUCUGUCCUCUCUCCUCUCUCUCUGUCCUAUACUAACUUGUUUCAAAUUGGAAGUAAUGAUACGUAUUGCCCAAGGAAAAAAAAGGAUGUGUCCCAUCAAGGGAGGGAGGGGGUGGGGAGAAUCCAAAUAGUAUUUUUGUGGGGAAAUAUCUAAUAUACCUUCAGUCAACUUUACCAAGAAGUCCUGGAUUUUAAAGAUCAGUGUCUGAAAGUGCAGUACAUCGUUUGUACCUGAACUGACUGCUGUUUCACGCGCUCCACCGCUAAGACCGAAUAGCUUUUCUUCUUUGACCAGGGCAGUUGGGAGUGAUGCGUUUGAUUCUGCCCACAGGGCCUGUGCCAAGGCAAUCAGAUCUUUAUGAAAGCAGUAUUUUCUGUGUUUUCUUUUUAAUUUACAGCCUUUCUUAUUUUGAUAUUUUUUUAAUGUUGUGGAUGAAUGCCAACUUUCAGACAGAGCCCACUUAGCUUGUCCACAUGUAUCCCGAUGCCAAUCCUCCAUUCUUCCUCUCCAGAUAUUUUUGGGAGUAACAAACAUUCUCUCAUCCUACUUAGCCUACCUAGAUUUCUCAUGACGAGUUAAUGCAUGUCCGUGGUUGGGUGCACCUGUAGUUCUGUUUAUUGGUCAGUGGAAAUGAAAAAAAAAAAAAAAAAAAAAGUCUGCGUUCAUCGCAGCUCCAGUUUCUCUUCCAUUCUGUGUCACAGACACCAACACACCACUCAUUGGAAAAUGGAAAAAAUAAAAAUAAAUAAAAAAACAAAAAAAUGUACAAUGGAUGCAUUGAAAUUAUAUGUAAUUGUAUAAAUGGUGCAACAGUAAUAAAGUUAAACAAUUAAAAAGAA